Messenger RNA from Diachasmimorpha longicaudata, 1785 nucleotides. It is a transcript of the gene BBS8, whose product is annotated as tetratricopeptide repeat protein 8. The record is from RefSeq and is a predicted model, not a curated record. Lineage: Eukaryota; Metazoa; Arthropoda; Insecta; Hymenoptera; Braconidae. The transcript has 9 exons. Bases 109 to 1599 code for a protein of 496 amino acids. Gene Ontology annotation, biological process: non-motile cilium assembly. Gene Ontology annotation, molecular function: protein binding. Gene Ontology annotation, cellular component: ciliary basal body; BBSome; non-motile cilium.
CGUUGGUAAUUCUAAAGAGAUCGAUAUUUUGGUAUAGUAGAGCUAGGGAACAGGUGGACGUACCUGAGAAACAUCAGUUCAUACCAGGUAAAAGCCCCAGGUGCCCAAAUGGAGUUAUUUCAGGCGAUAAGUUUGUUCAAGCGACGGAAAUACGAAGAUUGUGGCAAGAUUUGCACUAAUCUUCUUCGAAAGAGUCCUCUGGAUCAGAGCGUGUGGGUCCUGAAAAUGCGAGCCUUAACUUUACAACUGUACGUGGACGACAUAGAGAGUGAGGAGGAGGGAAUUGCGGAGAGUUUACUCGAUAAUUAUAUGAUUGCCUCGAUGCCGAGGCCUGGAACCUCGUUGAAAAAUCCAGGAACUGCCAUGGUCGGUCAGGGAGUUCGUCCCAAGACUCAGUCAGGAAGACCAGUAACUGGUACAGUUCGUCCAAUGACCCAAUCAGCUACUGCCCAGACAAUGGAACAGGCACUGAGAACUCCGAGAACUGCGAUGUCCGCCAGACCCAUUACCACUGCUUCAGGAAGAGCUGUCAGACUGGGAACUGCUUCAAUGGUAUCAGAACCAGAUGGCCCCUUCAUCCAGCUCUCGAGAUUAAACAUCAGUAAAUAUGCCAGUAAACCUGGGAUAGCGAAACCAUUGUUCGAGUACAUCUAUUACCAUGAGCAUGACGCCCGCAGUGCCCUUGAUCUCGCAGUUCAAGCCACUCAGGCCUGUCAUUUUAAUGAUUGGUGGUGGAAGGUACAACUGGGAAAGUGUUAUUACACUUUAGGACUAGUCAGAGAUGCCGAACAACAGUUUAAGUCAGCGUUGAAGGACUGUAAGACCGUGGAAACGAUAUUACGGCUCAUUAGAGUAUACGUGAGGUUGGAUCAGCCCUUAGCAGCUCUGGAUCUAUGCAAGAGGGGACUCGAGUACUACCCCAAUGAUGUAACGAUAUUAACGGAAAUGGCAAGAGUCUUCGAGGGUCUCAACAGUCUGGUAAUGUCUGUGAAAUACUACAAAAUGGUCGCCCAAGAAGACGCUGCGAAUACCGAGGCAAUUGCUAGUAUUGGAAUGCAUCAUUUUUAUAAUGACCAGCCUGAACUAGCCCUUAGAUAUUACAGGAGACUGCUACAAAUGGGGGUUUACAACGCAGAAUUAUUGAACAAUCUUGGUCUCUGCUGUUUUUACUCCCAGCAAUACGAUCACACCAUUUCCUGUUUCGAAAGGGCUCUCAGCCUCUCCAACGACGAGAAUAUCGCUGAAGUCUGGUACAAUAUAUCGCAUAUUGCAAUCUGCUUGGGGGAUCUGGUAAUGGCUGAAGAAUGCCUGAGACUAGCGACGACGAUAGACAAUCGUCAUGCGAAUUCUUAUAAUAACCUUGGAGUUCUGGAAAUGAAGAAGGGAAAUGUCACUGCAGCGAGAACUUACUUCCAUGCGGCUGCUAGUAUCGCUGGUUACAUGCACGAGCCACAUUUCAAUAGCUCUCUGUUGGCCUAUGAGGUAGGCGAUUUGCAGACGAGUUACAUCGCAGUACAGAAGUCAUUGUAUGCCUACCCAAGUCACUCUGACAGCAAAGUAUUAUUUAAAAAAUUGGAAAGACAUUUUUUUCACUCUUAAUUUAUUCGUAUUUAAUACGUCAUCAACGUAUUUAAUAUCCUCAUUAUAAUACAUCAUUAUAAUUAUUAUAUACAAUGUACAUGAAUACCAAACAUCAAAUACACAUCGUAAAUUCAGUAAAAAUUCAGUUAACCAGAAAACCCCAUUCGCGUAGCUGAAAAACUGGGCAAUUAAUUCAUAAAAUAA